GGCAACUGUGGCGGGGGCCGAGGAGGGACAUUUUAAAAGGGCUGGAGAUUGCGGGCGUCAGUGGCCAUGGCGGAUACAGCGACCACAGCCUCGGCGGCGGCCAGUGCCACGAACACCUCCACCGAUGCGCCCCCUUUCCAGCUGGGCAAGCCCCGCUUCCAGCAGACAUCCUUCUAUGGUCGCUUCAGGCACUUCCUGGACAUCAUCGACCCUCGAACACUCUUUGUUACUGAGAGACGUCUCAGAGAGGCUGUGCAGCUGCUGGAGGACUACAAGCAUGGCACCCUACGCCCAGGAGUUACCAACGAGCAGCUCUGGAGUGCACAGAAAAUCAAACAGGCUAUCCUACACCCGGACACCAACGAGAAGAUCUUCAUGCCUUUCAGAAUGUCAGGUUACAUUCCUUUCGGGACACCAAUUGUAGUGGGUCUUCUCUUGCCCAACCAGACACUGGCAUCCACUGUCUUCUGGCAGUGGCUGAACCAGAGCCAUAACGCCUGUGUCAACUAUGCAAACCGCAAUGCUACCAAGCCUUCACCUGCAUCCAAGUUCAUCCAGGGCUACCUGGGAGCUGUCAUCAGUGCCGUCUCCAUUGCUGUGGGCCUUAAUGUGCUGGUUCAGAAAGCAAACAAGUUCACCCCAGCCACUCGCCUUCUCGUGCAGAGAUUUGUGCCCUUCCCUGCAGUAGCCAGUGCCAAUAUUUGCAAUGUGGUCCUGAUGCGGUAUGGGGAGCUAGAGGAAGGAAUUGAUGUCCUGGAUACUGAUGGCAACCUUGUGGGCUCCUCAAAGAUUGCAGCCAGACACGCCCUGCUGGAGACAGCACUGACACGCGUGGUUCUUCCUAUGCCCAUCCUGGUGCUUCCCCCAAUCGUCAUGUCCAUGCUGGAGAAGACAGCUCUCCUGCAGGCACGCCCACGGCUACUUCUGCCUGUGCAGAGCCUUGUGUGCCUGGCAGCCUUCGGCCUGGCCCUGCCACUGGCCAUCAGCCUUUUCCCGCAGAUGUCAGAGAUUGAAACCUCACAGCUGGAGCCUGAGAUAGCCCAGGCUACAAGCAGCCGGACAGUGGUGUACAAUAAGGGGCUGUGAGUGAAGAUCAGCUGGCCUGGAGCACAGCACUAUCCAGGCCAUGUGUUUGGGGUGGGGAAGGAGUCUCAUGAGCCGUGUCUGCAAGGAGGGGCUACCUGGAAAGCAGUCAUCCUCCAGCAGUAGGGAGACUAACCAUUCAUAUUUUAACAUAGGGGAGAGGAAUUCUGACACAUUUCUUACACAAAAAGAACCAAGUGCAUCUCUGGGCCUUACAUGGGGUUGUCUAAGCUCCACUCAGCAUAAUGCUGCGUGAGCUGAAGAGCUGUAGAGUGCUCUUGGGAUAGAGUUAGGAUCCUUUUCUAGGUUGCUUUGUUUGUUUGUUUGUUUUAAUUUCAUAUUAGAAGCAAGUCUGAGCUUUGGUUGCAGCUGACCAGAAGAAGCAGCAGGUGGGCAGGUGGCAGGAGCCAGAGGAGCCUGGGAACUGGGAUGGAUUGAUGACGGCUAGGCCCGAUGGGCCUGGGUUAGAGAAGGGAAGGGAGGGCAGAGGCCCUGCACCCCACAAGAUGAACUAGCCAUAAUCAAGGUUCUCAGGAAUUGGCUCACUUGAUCAAGGAACACUGGGGACCUCUGAAAGAUUUCAUAGCUGAGUGAGAGUUGGGCAAGGGACAUCUUUCAUGGAGCUCUUAUUGAUUCCAGGUCCCUGAAAGCACCCCGGCUCUUGUCAGGGAGCCCCAGGAGGAACAUUGUUUUUUGGGAACAAGGAGAGGAGCCUUCCUGGGCUCCAUGGGAAGGUUCUUUUCCAAGAGUAGCUGAAGUUUCCUACUGGGCCAAAGGUGGGCUGAGAAAACUGCUGUCCAGUCUCAGCCACCGAGGCUGUUCAUCAUAUCCCACUCCUUCCUGCACCGAGGGUCUCCUGCAGGGGAGUCUCCUGCCUGAGGGUGCAAGGCCAGAUCCCUAGCAGCUGCCUGAGAUGUGCCACCAGCCCAGCUCUGGCACUAGCAGUCCUUGUGGCAAUGGACAAGCCACCCCCAUCUCUGAGCUUCCAUUUCCUUCCUUGAAGCGAAGUACUGAACGGGGUUCCCAUCAAGCCUUUGGGUCCUCUCUGCCUUCCUCACCAAGAUGUGCACAUUCCAAGUGUAUCUCCUAAGGUGGUUUCUGGACUGGAAAAUGGGUCAGGCCCCUCUGAAAAUGGCCAGCAUUUGGCCUACAAAAGGACCUUGCCCUUUUGUAUGUGACCCCCACAUCCUGGAAGGCCUUGACUUGUGCCAAACCCUUCAUGGCCGUGGAGGAGGUAGGAUGGAUGCCUGAGCUGAGCUCACUGCUGCAGACUUGGGUCUUCUUGCUGCUGGCUCCCAACUCCAGCUUGUCAUUUGUAGGCCACAGAGGAAGAGAUAGCUCUGCCUAGGGAGGCAGGGUCUGGGUGGGGCUGAGCAGGGUGACCACAGAAGGAAGAUACACUGAUCUUUACACAACCCUCAUCUGCCCACACUAGGGUGAAAGCCCUGGCUGGAGACCCUGGAACCUCCCCCUGGUGACUCAGAAGGGGUCAGGCUGAAGGUGAACAUGUGUGGUUUCAGUAAAAGGCUGACACAGGGCAACAGGGAUAAGGCCAUAGGUUACCUGCCAGAAUCUUAAGGCAGAUGUAGCUGCAGUGGGGUGGGUCUGCCAUGGUCUCUAGGCGUUGCCUGGGGACUAGAUCUGUCUGGAGCCUCUUUUGAAAAGUUCAUUCCCAGCUCUCCCUGUCCCCACUUGUUAUGGAGCCUAUCCUUAUGCAUUUUAUCUUGGGACCAAAACUGCCCUCACCCAGGCCUGCCUUCUCCAGAGGCCCAGCAGACCAGGGGCUCUUCCAGCUUUCCCUCUGUACUGGCUGUCCCUGUGGCCUCAGCCUCCCUCAUCAGUAUGCUUUGUAUGUGGGUGCCACACUCCUAAAUACAAGCUCGGGUGAGCUAAGUGACCAGCUCCUUUGGAUAUAUUGUGGCAGAGGGUACUUGCAGUUCAGUGUGAUGGUGACUGAGGGUCUUGAGCCACGCUGCUAAACCCUGUUCUGAUUUCAUGAAAUCCACAAGGGAAGCUUUCUGUGAAUGCGAAUGACCUUGUCUGCUGAGGAGAGAGGAAAGAGGUGAAGGAGAGGGUGAUUAACUCCCAUUGGUUGUGCCAGCAGUCAGGGCCUAUCUGCAAUAGGCUCCCCAGUCCUGAUGCUCCCGGCCAACUCUCCUGUCGGUUACUUUAAACAUUCCUUCCAAGGAUGUCCUUCCAUCUCUGGAAAGCUAUUUGAGUGCAUAGGAACCAAAGUCCAAGAUGCCAAAAUGGCCACCAAAUCAAGAUGUCUCCACACUCUGCCUCACUUCCUACUUGUGGCUAUCUUCUCUCUGAAGCCUCUGGCCAAGGUAUGGGUGGGGGCACUGGGGAGAAGAGCCAAUGGGAAGCAGGUCCAUGGUAGGCUGGGCAGGUAUGAGUGAGGCCCCAACAUGUGUGCCUCGGCAUACCUAGUGACUUCAGACUGUCUUUUUAACCUCAGAAAAAUUCUCAAUUUAUGUGAUUGAUGUCAGACUAAUGAACUGUGGGCAAUAAACAUGGAUUUAAAACA
Molecule: messenger RNA, 3613 nt
Organism: Meriones unguiculatus (Mongolian gerbil)
Lineage: Eukaryota; Metazoa; Chordata; Mammalia; Rodentia; Muridae
Gene: Sfxn5
Product: sideroflexin 5
Exons: 14
Coding region: 67-1086 (339 amino acids)
Biological process (GO): citrate transport; monoatomic ion transport; mitochondrial transmembrane transport
Cellular component (GO): mitochondrial inner membrane
Molecular function (GO): monoatomic ion transmembrane transporter activity; citrate transmembrane transporter activity
Source: RefSeq, a predicted model, not a curated record